AGGUAAGCGACCAAUUUUUAUAGAUCUUUGGUUCUUUUUAAAGAUUGGGCAGGAUGCAUCCUCCGCGAUUCCGGCCGGGAACAUAUUCUGGUUCUUCUCCCGAGAUUUGCGUAUGGAAUUCCUACUGCACCGCUUCUUCUCCACCGCUUCUGCAACGGCAUGCUCAUGUUCUCUCCGGGAAUCUGUGUAUACCAGUCCGGACCUCUUCUUCCGUUGUCCAGGCGAAUACGUGUGUUCGUCGGGAUCUGAUGCAAUAUGCCGUUGAGUUAUGAGUCCAGACACCUGCCCGAAGUAGGCAGAAAGUUUCGAUUUUUCGGGUUCAGAGACGCCGACUUUAGAAGGACAUCCAAUUCGGAGUCGCCUCACUGCCUUCAGCUCGGCUCCGUCGUUUGACGGGAAGCGGGUGAGUGAUAUCGGAUAAAUGCAGGCCAGUGUUUCUUCUAACGAUCACGCAUGAUAGGUUGUGUCUCCCUUUCCGUGCGUGCACCUCAACUACGGUCCCAGUAUGCAGACUUGCCAGAUGCUAUGGAGAUGGCCGUUGCACACAAGUAAUCUGGUGAGCCAGGGAAACGAAAUGAUGAUACGUUUUGCUCGUACGAUGUCCAAGUGGGACUGCGGUUGUGGUUUGCUUGAGAAGCCAAAAACAUCGCUGACCGCUCCUAUAGGACGAUUUCUGUACUGCCAAAGGUAAUUCUGAACCUCUGCUGCACGGUACCGAUAAGGUGGAACAUCCUCUGCGAAUAUAGCCGAUAGAUGGACGAUAUAAUCGGACGUCUACUCCGCUCAAGUUGGCAAGGGAUGGGGCGAAACUGUUCCCCUGCG
Aspergillus welwitschiae is the source of this 822-nucleotide messenger RNA. RefSeq lists its product as uncharacterized. The coding region runs from base 54 to 272 and encodes 72 amino acids. The record is from RefSeq and is a predicted model, not a curated record. The transcript has 2 exons. Lineage: Eukaryota; Fungi; Ascomycota; Eurotiomycetes; Eurotiales; Aspergillaceae.